Verticillium dahliae VdLs.17 is the source of this 2040-nucleotide messenger RNA. RefSeq lists its product as uncharacterized. NCBI's taxonomy places the organism in Eukaryota, Fungi, Ascomycota, Sordariomycetes, Glomerellales, Plectosphaerellaceae. Bases 1 to 2040 code for a protein of 679 amino acids. Gene Ontology annotation, molecular function: protein binding. The transcript has 4 exons. The record is from RefSeq and is a predicted model, not a curated record.
AUGGCUCGAUUUGUCGCGCUGUAUGCAUUGAAUGAUCGGGCCAAGACGGCCGCUUAUGUUUCGGGCCCAGGUCGCCGGGAGCAGCUCACCGACAAGAUCACCGCUUCGUCUGCAGCAGGGAUACCCACCAAGCCCGACGGCGUUGAUCCCGAUGACGGCUCUUUCAGGAUAAGUCUCAUGCUGACAGCGUUUGAAUCGCACAACAUGCCAGGCCCGCCACCGCCCUGUUGGGGCUUUCCUUUCCACGCUGCAUGCUGGGAGAUUCUGUCGCACGCCUGUGCUCAGGCCGAUUUAUCCUGGGUCCAGACCCUCUUUCAUCUUUGUAGGAGUCUUCCCGUGAGCCAAGGGCUGCUCGACUGGAGGCAUGACUAUCACGGCUCAGACCUGCAAGAUGACGAGACUGAGCUCCUGCCUUCCACGGACGCAGAGCACCCAGGCGAACCACUGAUCAAUAGAAGAGAUCCCCUUGCUAUCCCACGCAUGCCGCAGGUCUUUGGGUCUGAAAUCUCCAAUGGAUCAGAUGCAUCGACUGCAGUGUUGGCUGAUAUCCCGACGGCAUCUAUCGAGUCAGUCGUCCGAAGCAACAAGACGGCGACUCGGCAUAUGGACACGUUUGCCAAGUUGCCUGCAGAGAUACUCGUGCUCAUCAUCACCGCCCUACCAUCGUCCGACGUCAUCAGUCUGAGACAGGCGUCUCGCACUGCCGCCUGCAUCAGUUUGCCGGAUGCAUUUUGGAAAUCUCGCUUUCUUCACGGUCGGGAGUUUGACCACGUCUUCGAAGCACGCCAGCAUUUCUCGUCUCAAACGCACAGAGGGAGGUGGAGGUCGAUAUACAGGUCUAUGCAGAGAAUCGAGAAUACCCCGUCCAUGGAAAACAGAAAGCGCAUCUGGAAGAUCUCAAUGAGCCUCCGCCGCGUCCUGGAAGACAUGAAAGGAAAAGACUGUCGAGGAACUGCUGUCCAGUCGUAUUUCGAGCCAGAUGCACCUCCAGCCACUGCUUCGAGACCGCUCGUCACCGCGCAUAGACUACUCAGACAGCGAGUCCAGUCCAUGUGGAGAGGGUGCAGAGCUUUGCACGAGCGCCGGCUCUCCUCGCUGCCUCACGACAUCGUUACGGUCUUCGUCUCCACCAUCAACAUAUUUGGCAGGUGCUAUAUCUCUGGCCUCCGAAUCCUGGACGUGAGGAACCAUUCUCAACCCUUGGGUUACAUCAAUACGGAAAACGAGAUGCCUCUCCAAGCAAUUUCCGGCAGUUCUUUCCGGAUCAAAGGCUUCUGUCUCGCCCAGGACCAGAGGGGAAUCAGAGGGCUCGCCGUUAUACUCAACAAUGGUCAACUGACCCAGUGGAUUGGCAAUCAUGAUGAUAUCCCCAAGAGAAGGCUUGUCUUCGAGUCUGGAGCUAGCAGCUGUGCUGCUGUUAUCGACAUUAUUCAGGGCGGUUUCGAUGCCUUCAAACUCGUAACGCUUUCCGUAUCAGCGGACUUGUCUGGACCGCUGCCAGAUCCAGACUCGCGACUGGACUUUAAAGAUCGGGCUAUCUGGUACCCGAACAUCCCAAAUCCAGACCUGACCAUGCUGGGCACGUCGGGAAAAAUCUACGGGCGCAGCUUGUAUGACGAAGCUGUAGCGCGUUUUCUGGUGUUUGGAAGCACUGAUGGUGACCACGCUCGCAAUCCCACACAAGUCACCGUCCGAAUGAAGGACAACGGCCCUGGACAAUUCACUGAUUUCCGUGAAAUCAUCAUAAGCUUCGACCCCGCCGCUCAUCAGACGCCUGUUCGAUUGGGCCUCAGGAGCGAGAAAGCGCCUCAAGAAGAAAGCCUGGUGAUGGACGGUCCUGGUGGCGAGCGCAUCACGGCGCUGGACUCGGUGUAUGAAUUUGGCCAGCUCUUGGGUUUCACGACAGAGACGGGAAGAAUCUUCGAUCUCGGCCUGAUUUCAGCUCAAUCUGUGGCAUCUGAUGAAGGAAACGACGAGGAUUGUGGAGAGGAGCUAGCCGUCGUAGAGGACUCUACCGUGCUGCACGAGACACAGGGAUGA